CUUUCACUUUCCUUUUGCCAGAAGCCUGGGUCCUGCUGCACAGAGGAGCCUGUCUCCAGCAGAGGUCAGCUCUGUCCAGAGGGAGGGCCCCAGAGGAGGAGGGAAGGUGGGUCUGAGGCUGAGGAAGAUCACACCCCAGGGCCCGCCCACCCCUGCAGCCAAAGCAGGAAGGAAGUGGGGCCUCAGCUGAGAAGGCAGGAAGGUUCUCCAUCCAGGGACUUUCCUAAAACCUUGGCCUGUGAGCAGAAGUGCAGCACCAGCUCCGGGGACCAAAGGCAAUGCAGCAGCAACAAGGGAACCAAGACUUCACUCCGGUGCCCUGGCCCAGAAUGUAUCCCAAGACCUUCAACUUCAACUUCCAAAACCUAAAUAGCUAUGGGCGGAAGUCUACCUUCCUCUGCUUUGAAGUGGAAACAUGGGAGGAUGGCUCAGUUCUUGACUAUCAAAAUGGUGUCUUUCAAAACCAGUUGGAUCCUGGCCACGCAGAACUCUGCUUCAUAGAAUGGUUCCAUGAGAAGGUUCUGUUUCCUGAUGAGGUUCGGUGUCCUGAUGCGCAAUACCAUGUCACCUGGUACAUAUCCUGGAGCCCCUGCUUCGAGUGUGCAGAGCAGGUGGCUGGCUUCCUGAAUGAGCACGAGAACGUGGACCUGAGCAUCUCCGCCGCCCGCCUCUACUUGUGUGAGGAUGAAGAUGAGCAGGGGCUUCAAGAUCUGGUUGCUGCAGGGGCCAAGGUGGCCAUGAUGGCUCCAGAGGACUUUGAAUACUGUUGGGAUAACUUUGUGUACAACCGGGGAUGGCCCUUCACGUAUUGGAAGCAUGUGCGAAGAAAUUAUGGUCGUCUGCAGGAGAAGCUGGAUGAAAUCCUCUGGGACUGAGGAGGAUCCAUGACUUUAUUUUUGGUACGGAACGAUGUCUCCCAGCGGCUGGCUCCCGGGGCUGAAUGGAAGAGCCCUCGCUAAAACUGAAGCAGCACAGCUUUCUCUCCCGCUCCCUGAAGCUCCCCUCCCCAAGCCCCUAUGCAAUAAAAGGCUAAUAUGCAAAUUGUC
Myotis lucifugus (little brown bat) is the source of this 1046-nucleotide messenger RNA. RefSeq names its product DNA dC->dU-editing enzyme APOBEC-3C. The coding region runs from base 279 to 875 and encodes 198 amino acids. Gene Ontology annotation, biological process: negative regulation of single stranded viral RNA replication via double stranded DNA intermediate; cytidine to uridine editing; DNA cytosine deamination. Gene Ontology annotation, cellular component: nucleus; P-body; cytoplasm. The transcript has 5 exons. NCBI's taxonomy places the organism in Eukaryota, Metazoa, Chordata, Mammalia, Chiroptera, Vespertilionidae. The record is from RefSeq and is a predicted model, not a curated record. Gene Ontology annotation, molecular function: cytidine deaminase activity; RNA binding; zinc ion binding.